Messenger RNA from Paramuricea clavata, 549 nucleotides. The record is from the annotation of a GenBank genome assembly. NCBI's taxonomy places the organism in Eukaryota, Metazoa, Cnidaria, Anthozoa, Malacalcyonacea, Plexauridae.
AUGGAGGAGUUGAAGGAAAAGUAUCCAGACUAUGAAGAAAUGGAUAUAGAAACUUUAGAUAGCGAAUUACCGUACCUUGACAAGGAUAUUAACGAGGAAAUUAAUUACGUACAGGAACUGAGGAGGAGAAAAAUAUUGGAACUGAGAUACGUCAGAAUGCUAUCAAAUGAUUACCAAAGAGAGUCAAACUUAAAUAAACUUCUCACCUUAAGAGAUAAGGUGAAAAAGAGGGAUCUCAUUAAACGGGAUGAUCGUAGGAGACUGCAGAGGCUCAGGUUAUGGGCAAGGGAGAAUGCAGGCAUCUUAUCAGCUGUUCUAAUUUCCUCAUCAGCUGUAAUCAUAGGACUGGUAGCAUCAACUAGAAACAUAUUGUGGAAAGUAGGUGACACAACAGAAAAGCUCGAUAAGCGGAUCAGUGAGUUGGUAAACCACCAAAUAGAACUACCACCUGUAUUUCAGAAAAUAGCCGAUGGAGUAGAGUUAGCAGCGGAUAAUAUAUGGAUAAUCAUUGUAUGUGCAGCAGUAGUUUUACUAUACAAAUACAGCUAA